CCCCGCCCCUCUCGGCGCUGCUGCUGCCGCCGACGCCGACGCGGCUGCUGCACUGACGGCGGGUACCCGCGCCUCAGGUCAGGAGUUUGGGUGGAAGCUUGGUAGGGUGGUUUAGGCUCAGGGUCUCGUGGCUGCAAUCAGAUGUCUCGGGCUGCACUCAUCUGAAGUCUUGACUGGGACUGGAGGAUCCAUUUGCAAGAGGUACUGAUUCAUUCUUGAGAAUCCUCUACUUUCAUCUAUCCCCAUGGAUGAACUUCAGGAUGUUCAACUCACAGAGAUCAAACCACUUCUAAAUGAUAAGGAACAUGAUGUAGAAACAACUCAUGGUAUGGUCCACGUCACUAUAAGAGGCCUUCCGAAGGGAAACAGACCAGUUAUUCUCACAUAUCAUGACAUUGGCCUCAAUCAUAAGUCCUGUUUCAAUGCAUUCUUUAACUUUGAGGACAUGCAAGAGAUCACCCAGCACUUUGCUGUCUGUCAUGUGGAUGCCCCAGGCCAACAGGAAGGUGCACCCUCUUUCCCAACAGGGUACCAGUACCCCACAAUGGAUGAGCUGGCUGAAAUGCUGCCACCUGUUCUUACUCACUUAUGUGUGAAAAGCAUCAUUGGGAUUGGAGUUGGGGCUGGAGCUUACAUCCUCAGCAAAUUUGCACUCAAUCAUCCAGAACUUGUGGAAGGCCUUGUGCUCAUUAAUGUUGAUCCUUGUGCUAAAGGCUGGAUUGACUGGGCAGCUUCCAAAAUCUCAGGUUUGACAACCAAUGUUGUGGACAUUAUUUUGGCUCAUCACUUUGGGCAGGAAGAGUUGCAGGCCAACCUGGACCUGAUUCAAACCUACAGACUGCAUAUUGCCCAAGAUAUCAACCAAGAAAACCUACAGCUCUUCCUGGCUUCUUAUAAUGGACGCAGAGACUUGGAGAUUGAAAGACCCAUGCUGGGCCAAAAUGACAACAAAUCAAAGACAUUAAAGUGUUCUACUUUAUUGGUGGUAGGAGACAAUUCACCUGCAGUUGAGGCUGUGGUUGAAUGCAAUUCUCGCCUGAAUCCUAUAAAUACAACUUUACUAAAGAUGGCAGACUGUGGUGGACUGCCCCAAGUAGUUCAGCCCGGGAAACUCACCGAGGCCUUCAAGUACUUUUUGCAGGGAAUGGGCUACAUACCAUCUGCCAGCAUGACCCGGCUCGCCCGAUCACGAACCCACUCAACCUCAAGUAGUAUCGGCUCUGGAGAAAGUGCCUUCAGCCGAUCUCUCACCAGCAAUCAGUCAGAUGGAACUCAAGAAUCCUCUGAGUCCCCUGAUGUUCUGGACAGACACCACACCAUGGAGGUGUCCUGCUAAGCAGAUGCUCCUCCCCUGGACCAUGCAAGUUCAUCCCCCUUCAAACAGCCACUCCAUAAUAUAACAUUUCAUCCAGCAAACUGGCAUCUGUCUUUAACUCAUGCAUGACCACUGACUCUUACUCUCUAUUAUCUUGGAUUUAUCAUUCACUGCCUGCCUGCCCCCCUUUUUGUAUGUAUGUACAAAGAACCACUUCCAUGACAUUACUGUAACAUUCCAACAUCUUUAGCUGAUCAAAUCUCCUUACCUUGUCAACUUUACCCCGUGCUUUCCCAACUACGUAUCUGAUAUUCUUUGAUCUUGAUGUAUGUGUGUGAGCACACGUGUCUGUGUUUGUGUGUGCAUAGUUCUGUAAUUUUAGACAUGCUUUCUUGUAGAGCUUCUGCAAAACAAAAAAAAGGGACUUUUUUUUUUCCGUUUUCAAUGGUGUUUUUAGGGGAAGUAUUCAGAACAGAUUUCUAGGUUGGGUAGGCCACUGCAUUCUCUUUUGGUUCCAAAUUGGUCAACAAUAUUUUCAAAGUGACUCCUGGAAGGAGCAGUUCUGAGGAAUGUAGAAGAUCAUAAUUACUAUUUGGACUAUUGAUUGAUCGUGACCAGUAAAAGGGAGCCUGUUACAUAGAGAAGCGGGAAGGAUGGCCAGCCACCUCCUUCUGUUCAAAUGAAUUCACAUACACUAUUCUAUAAACAAAAGGGAGGGAUAUGUACUGUUGGAAGCUAAUAGAUGAUGAGGUUCUGAUGCAACAUGAAGCUGUUCCCAAGGGCUGAGUGUGGCUUAAUUACUGGACUCUUGUAGCACAGGAAGGUGGAAAACAAAAUGCCAGGCAUUCGCUCUGCUGGAGCAAAACUGUCGCUGCAGUAUCUGAUACCACUUCCAGACGUCCGCAAGAAGUGCUUCCCAGGUCUGCAAUGGAGAGAGUUUCUCCAUCCCUCCAUCCUCAAAAAAGGGAGAGCUGUGGCCUGAAAGUUAUGUAAGUGGUGAGGAAAUGGCAGGGGAGAGCGGAACAGACAUUAACGGAAUAUCGUAUUUAAUAACUAUAAGCUUGAUUUAAGCAGACUUAAUGGAAACUAAGUGAACCUGUGAUAGAACUCAUUUCUCAGAAAGAUCUUUAAUCCUGUGAACUCUUUUGUAGGUAGGAGGGAAGGGGCCGAUAUGUAAGGGCAGCUUAGCCUGUUCAGGUAAAAUUUUGUUCAGUCUACUGUUGUAUAUCACUGGGCAGAGGGUGAAACCAACUGCCGUAGAGCCAGGUUCCAGCUCUUGAGGGCAUCAAGAUGUAAGUGCAGGGUGACACAAUUCUAAAUCUUAGGCAGGGGCUUUUCACAUGUAGCGUUCGCUUUCUGUCAAGAUAGGGAAUGCGUCACUCUGCCAGAGUACAACUUUUUACAGAUUAUUAAAUAAAGCUGUAUAUGUCUAAUUGUUA
Molecule: messenger RNA, 2754 nt
Organism: Pteropus alecto (black flying fox)
Lineage: Eukaryota; Metazoa; Chordata; Mammalia; Chiroptera; Pteropodidae
Gene: NDRG3
Product: NDRG family member 3
Exons: 16
Coding region: 245-1336 (363 amino acids)
Biological process (GO): signal transduction
Cellular component (GO): cytoplasm
Source: RefSeq, a predicted model, not a curated record